Molecule: messenger RNA, 4641 nt
Organism: Colletotrichum siamense
Lineage: Eukaryota; Fungi; Ascomycota; Sordariomycetes; Glomerellales; Glomerellaceae
Exons: 3
Coding region: 1-4641 (1546 amino acids)
Source: RefSeq, a predicted model, not a curated record
AUGGCCGUGGUCGUUGCUAACGCCAAGGUUGCCGUUGUCGCAGCGACUCCUGUUGAUCAGAGUGAUGAUGAGGUUACACAGAUCUGGCAGGAGGUGCAGGCGAUGGUGAUACGGAUGGCGGGAGGGGAUCCCAACAAGAUUGACAAACAACUCGACAUCGACGGAGUCCUACGACAUCUGGAGCAAGUGCAAGCCAAAGAUCAGAAGGCUGCAGAGAAGCACGCUGCUGUCAAGGACACCUUCAGCAAGACACUUCAAGUUAUUUCAAAGGUUGGCGGAUUAGUUGCUGACGGCGUUUCCAAUGCUUUCGGUCCCGCGAAUCAGUGCUUCAACGCGCUGAACUUUGUUAUCGUGGCAUGGCAAUCGUACUCGGAGGCGUUUGAAAGUCUUGCAGCACUCCUCGAAAAAUGCGCCGAGUUCUUUGAGCGAUUUACCUACUACACGAACAGAGAUGCGUCUCUCAGGAAAGUCAUCUGUUGCCAAUUCAGAUUAUUCAUCAGAGUAUGCGACAAGUCACUUCAACUCGGGAAGAAAAGGCACAAGAUCAAAAUGUUCUUCAGUCGCAUGUUCCUGGAUGAUGAUGAUAUCAAAGGGCUGCUGAGCGAGAUGGAAAAUCUCAACGCACGUGAACACGGUCUUGUAUCUGCCCAAACAUUCAAGAUCAGUCAAGACGCCGCAAAAGCCAGCCGAGAGGCUGCCAAGACAUCGAAGGAUAGUUCAAUGAAGCUCGACACGCUGGUUGAACAGAACACUGCCAACAAGAAGGAGAAAACGGAGCAGAAGUUCAAGGACAAAGUGGAAAAAGCUUUCUUCGGGAAGAAUUCCAAAGAGGUCCUUGACAGAGGAGAAGACCUACGCAAAUAUGGCGGGAGCCGAAUCGAUGGCACGGGAAAGUGGCUUGACACCGACCCUCUAUUCACAGCUUGGAUGACUGGCGAUGAUACUACCGAUCCGAUCUUGGGUAUCGAGGGCCCCAAAGGCUCAGGAAAGACACUCGUGGUCACACACGUUAUCGAUCGGCUCCAAAAGCAGAGGACAGUAGGUGGCUCCGGCACGAGAUCAGCUGUAGCGCACUACUUCCUGGAAGCAGAUGCCAAGGAGGAUGCCACAGCAGGGUUCAGAAGGAAGCAUGUGAUUGCAUGUCGUGCUUCGAAGAGCCUAUUGUGGCAGCUUGCACAGGAGGAAACGCCGUUUCUCAAAUCGAUUGCUGGUCUCUGUGACGUCGACAAAGUUGACCUAGAUGACCCGGUUUCCAUUUGGAGACAAUUUCUUCUCGAGAACGAAGAUCGGAGCACUAUCGAGAGCACAUUCUUCAUUGUUUUGGAUGGACUUGGAGAGAACUUGGACGCUCUCACCAAUCUGUUCAAGAUGCUCUCUGAUGAUCAAGCACGUCUUCGCACCAGAGUGUUGAUAACUGGCACCUCGUCAACGUUUGAGCAACUCGAAAAAGAAGACAGUAUUCGGAUGAAAAAGCUUCGACUUGAGACGCGCAAUUCUGAGGACAUCAAAGUUUACAUAGAGGCUCGGAUGAAUCAUAUGGAGAUCCUUAGCGACACAGCGCGACCGGGUGUAUCCGACGUAAGGAAGCGAGUUCUGGAGGCACUCGAGAACUCCACCAAUGGUGACUACACGAUUGCAAUUACAGCUUUGGACAACAUUGAACGCGUUGAUUCACUCGAAGAGGUGGAAGAUUGUUUGGAAAAGGCUGGCGGAGCAAGAUCUAAUCAAGUGCUAGAGGACAUUCAGAGGUUCAAUCAGAUCAUGAAACCCAAGGAGAUCGACGAGAUCAAUGAGAUCAUCCUUUGGGUAAAAUGGGGACUUCGUUGGAUGACAUCAAGCCAGAUUGAGGCCGCUCUGGAGCUCAAGGCCGACCGCGACACAGAUGGGCGCCAAACCUCUCUUCGAUCCCUGCAAUCCAAGAUUGAAAAGAAGUAUAACGAGCUGUUCUAUGCUGAUAGCGAAGGGUUGAUCGACUUCAAAAGACCUGAGAUGUGGGACAACAUCCCUCAACACAAUAAUGCCGAUCCAAUCUUACCAGAAGAACUCAACAUCGUCCAACACUAUCUCUCGACGGUUUGCCCUAAGAAUGUCUAUGACAAAUUUGGCUUCAAGGAGUUCUUUGAAAGAAGAAUAGAACGAAAGGAAAACUCGAUCUGUCAGGAUCCAGACAAUGCUGAACUCAAGCUCGCUCUAAGAUGUCUUCGCUGCCUCAUUGAAGAACAGACGGACAAGAGCAAGCUUCUCCGUUCAUACGCAGCUGAAUGUCUUUAUCAACACUUGGAUAGCACCAAUUUGUCUCUUGCCGAUCGCAAGCUGAAGGCAGAGGCUGGGAAUUUGCUAGUCCGGCUUUUGACCGAAGAAGCUGCAAUUGAUGCCCUUCUCUCCCGGGACUAUGGCAAAGAUUGGGAGAUCGAAAGCGCUGUCGAUACGAAAGCCCUGCCAAGCAACUGGGAGCCCUGGGUUUUCUCUGACCUAGGCAACAGCCUUUUGAGAAAAUGGUCCCAAGACUCCUCGGUCUUGGAGCAUCUCGAUAACAAGAUGGUACUGGACAAUAUUAUCAACCGCGAGAAGGGUGAGCAGUAUUGGUAUGAAAAGGCGGCUACAAUCGCAGCGAGAAGGCUUCUCAAACCGGAAGAUCGCGGACGAGAGUUGAUAGAUGCUUUUACUCUGCUCUACGCACUUAUCAAGCGACUGAACCACAAGAAUGAAGGCGAACAGAACGAAUUCAAAGUUGACGAGAAUCAACUUUGGUAUCCCACCAUGGAACAUUUCAGCGCCGUCGAAACAUGGGCACGGAAAAGUUUGGGUUUCGCAGAAGACGAUGCUAUUUGGCAAACCCAAAUGGUAAAGCUUAUUCACUACCUAGAGAAUGGCAAGACCAUUUUCAAGAAAGAUGUUGUGGCCAGAGCAAGACGAGCCAUUCAACUCCAUUCGGAUGAUUGGAUGUCCUCCUUCUACUUGGCUCGAAUCCUUGACUUGCCAGAGGAGGCUUCCGAAAGCAUUGAAAUCCUUGAAAGAGUCAAGGAGCAGUUGAAGGACCUCAAAGAUGACCCCACAUGGAGAUCUCACGCCUUGAACCUGAAAACUUACUCCGAAAUCACGGAGACUUUGGGUGACCGCUAUUGGGAUAUGACUGGCGAUGAAAACACUAAAAAGGCGGUCUCCUUGCAUUUCUUGGCCAUUGAAGAACCUCAUUCUAUGACUUCCUUCGAGGCUGACUACAUCUUGUGGAAGUUUAGCAAAAGGGGCCUCUGGACUGAAAUCGUCGACUAUUGCGAGAGAUUGCUAAAGAUUCCACAAGAUGAGGUCACAAUUGGUGCCAAAGUGGCCUUUCUUGGAACCAAACGGCAGCAAACUUUGUUUUGGGACACACUCAUGCGAGCAUGCGAUGAGACAGACCGCUGGAACGUUCUCCAGUUGAUGUGGGAGGGUGGUGACAAAAGAGCUAAGAGCAUGCCCUACCAGUCCUACUGGAAAGCCAAGAUGAAUUCGUGGUACAGGAUCUGCUCGGCUCAACGGCCUGGCUAUAAGAGUGCGGGUAUCGGGGUGAUUGAGGGAAUGCUGGCAGAAGACUGGGUCAGGGAGUUCGAUGCGGAUGUCCUCAACGAACUGACCCAAUUCAUCUUGCCCAUCUACACCAGAAGAGCUUUCAAAGCAGACUCGACGCCUGAGGCGAGAAACGCUGCGCUAAAGAAGGCGAUGGACUUGAACGAUAUCUUUAAGAAAGGUCAAAAUCGCCACCUCAACUCGACUUUGAAGUUCGCACGACUUUUCCACCUCAAAGGCGACGAGACGUCGGCCAAGAGGCUGCUGAGAGACACAGUUGCACAGAUGCUGGAGAUGUUGUCGGACGACGACAUUGAGAACGACUGGAGCUCUUUCUACGUUCUCGCUCAAGUUUUCACCGCCACUGAGGAGACGGCCAACAUGAUAGCGUGCUGGGAAAUGAUGGCAGUAUCAAAAAUUGCCGAAGUCGCAGAAUACGAACGGAAGUUGGCUCUCUGGCACAAGGCCAACGACAACUCUGAUGGGGCUCUCGUUGAGGGCGAGCCAGUUUCUGCCGAAGGACACGGGGCCGGUAUCGAGAAGGCGCCCGGCGAAAACACUUCAGUGGAGGAGUUCGUAACAAUCCAGGAGGAUAGAAACGAGGAGCCCUCCACAAAUACGCAGCCAGCUUCUCAAAACGAAACUGUAAAUGUCAAUGGAGAUGGGCUUCCUGAUAACGUCCAAACAGAUGCUGUACAGGGGCAGUCCGCGAAUGGAGACUCGGGAGAAGCGUCUCCCACCAAACCCGAAGAGCCUAGUCGCUCCAUCGGCAUGUGCCUCGGGUAUUGUGACGUCACGGUGGAAGUCCCGAAUAGAAUAUGGGUUUGCGUGGACUGUGUUGGCGACGUUUGGCUGCAUGAAGAUUGCUAUAUCAAUGCUGGUGCGAGGGCAGCUAGGUAUCUCACCUGCAGCAAGGACCAUACUUUCAUUCAGCUACCCUCCUGCGACGAAGCUACGAUCAGGGCCAUUACUCCUGGCUUCAUCAGGGUUGAUGGAAAGCAUGUCAAGAUGGACGAAUGGAAGGCGGAGGUGAAGGCCAACUAUGUUGAUUGUGUGGAUGCCGAAACACCUGAGGGGUCGGAGGUUGCGGAAUAG